Molecule: messenger RNA, 1227 nt
Organism: Pieris rapae (cabbage white)
Lineage: Eukaryota; Metazoa; Arthropoda; Insecta; Lepidoptera; Pieridae
Exons: 1
Coding region: 1-1227 (408 amino acids)
Source: RefSeq, a predicted model, not a curated record
AUGAAUUUGAAGAAAUGUUCCUUAAAUACUGGGAUUGGAGAGUUAUAUCCCUAUAUGCAAUUGAGUAACAAAACUCGUAAAUAUGAAAACUUAAACAGUAUUUCUGAAGCAGAAAUCAGAGGAUCUGACGUUGUGAUUUUAAAAAUAUUGUCCGAUUAUUUAAAUUCUACUAUAAACUUCUUCUUUAUUUAUAGAGACCAAGAAAAUCCAUAUGUGGACCAAACGUUUUUGAGUUUACUUCUUAAUGGCAGUUUAGACAUUUGCGCUGGAGGAUUAUACAGAAUUUAUGGAGACAUUGUGGACUAUUCAGGUGUAUAUACAAGGCAGUCAGUGGUAUGGGCUUACAGCGUUGAAAGAGAAACAAGAUCUUGGCAGUCGUUCGUAACAAAAGUGGAUGGACUUUAUUUCUUUUUGAUAUUCUACGUUAUACACGUAUUGAUGUGGAAGAUGAUCUGUAAAAUUGACAAAGACAUGUUUUCACUGAAGCAAACGUUGCUGUAUAGUUGGGGUGCUUUAGUUGGGGCGUCAUCCUUACACGACGCCAGAACUAUAAAACAAAAAAUUGUAAAUUGCAUGUAUUUAAUACUAUGCUUACAUUUAUCGGCGUAUAUAAGUGUGCAGCUAUAUUCAUACUUAACCAUACAAUCUCCGCCGCGUCUUUACAGAACAAUCAACGAACUUAUGGAAUCCGGUAUCAAACCAUACUUGAAACCGACAUCCAAAUAUUUUAUAAAAGAUCAAAAGUACGAAAGAUUCGCUAAUACUUCUGGUGAUUGCGAUAGCUUCAUCCAUUGUCAACAAGUUAUUAUAGAAAAGAAAGGUGCGACUGUUCUUAUAGACGGACACAUGCCAGGCUAUCAAUUUAAAACUGCAGUAAACGACGAAGCAAGAGUAUUACAGUUGAAGGAAGAUAUCAUAUUUGUUUACCACGAAAUGAUUAUUAGAAAGAAUACUGUCUUCGGUCGUGCGCUGAAGAAAGUGUUGUUGCAUCUGUUCGAAGCCGGUAUUUGUAAGAAAUCAUACGAAGAGGCGGUUGGUAUUUUACUGGCGGCGAAAGGCAAAUCUGCUGCAAAAAAUGUAAUGUCUAAUAGUUACAGCUGUCAGUCAGGAUGCAAGAUAACGUUGGCGCAGUCAGCUGGCGCUUUUUACAUUUGGAUUUUUGGAUGUAUUUUGUCUUGUGUCGCUUUUAUUGUAGAGAUUGUGGUUUUUAAAUAUAAAACUUUUUAA